Molecule: messenger RNA, 609 nt
Organism: Histoplasma capsulatum G186AR
Lineage: Eukaryota; Fungi; Ascomycota; Eurotiomycetes; Onygenales; Ajellomycetaceae
Product: coatomer zeta subunit
Exons: 2
Coding region: 1-609 (202 amino acids)
Biological process (GO): intracellular protein transport; retrograde vesicle-mediated transport, Golgi to endoplasmic reticulum; intra-Golgi vesicle-mediated transport
Cellular component (GO): COPI vesicle coat
Source: RefSeq, a predicted model, not a curated record
AUGCCGACCCCAAUAUCGCUGUUUUCUGUCAAUGCAAUCCUUAUAAUGUCCACGGAUGACUCAUCGAGGAUCUUCGCGAAGUACUACUCCCCUCCACACCCUCCUACCGGUAUACCAGCCAACUCCUCAGACUAUCCUGGCGCAAACCCGUAUCCCACCGUGAAGGACCAGAAAUCGUUCGAAAAAGGCCUGUUAGAGAAGACUGCCAAGCAAACCAGUGAUAUCAUCUUGUAUGACAAUCGGGUCGUUGUGUUCAAGACGGAAGGCGACGUGAUGUUGUAUGUUGUUGGCGGAGCGGAGGAAAACGAGGUUCUGCUUUACAAUGUUGUCAUUGCGCUAAGAGAUUCGUUGAACAUUUUGCUACGAUCCGGUGUCGACAAGCGCAGCAUUAUCGAAAACUACGACCUUGUCUCGCUAGCCGUUGACGAGAUUGUAGAUGAUGGCAUCUUCCUUGAAACGGAUGCUGUACACAUUGCCUCGCGUGUCAGCCGUGCUCCGGCGCAGGAUGUCCCAAAUAUGAAGGGAAUCGAUUUGUCGGAACAGGGCUUGUUGAAUGCUUGGGAGUUUGGCAAGAGGCGGCUUGCGGAGCAGUUGCGGCAUGGCUUGUGA